AAUCUUUUCUCAGUCCAACGUGGUUCCUUCUGAGAGUCUGUUGCGUAUUUUCUACACUUGUUUGUCUUAUGAGGAGUUGGUGAGAGUGAUGAACUCUGAGCAGGAAAGGCCCUUUGUGUGCAGUGCCCCUGGCUGUUCUCAGCGGUUCCCCACAGAGGACCACUUGAUGAUUCACCGGCACAAGCAUGAGAUGACUCUGAAGUUUCCCUCCAUAAAGAUCGACAGCAUGUUAUCAGACCAGACGCCGACCCCGACGCGCUUCCUGAAGAACUGUGAGGAGGUGGGUCUGUUCAGCGAGCUGGACUGUUCUAUAGAACAGGAGUUCAGGAAGGCCCAGGAGGAAGAGGACAACAAACAGAAUAUCUCUCUACAUGGCCAGAACCUCCAGAACCAGCAGCAUCACUCUCGGAUGGGAAACCAUGACAACAGCAUAGUGAUCCAGCAGGGCCUGUCCUCUCCCCAGUCCAACUCUGUCAUCACCCAGGCCCCCUCCACCAACAGACAGCUAGGGUGAGGCCUCCAGUCCACACCGCCUGGAUGAACCAAAACAUGAACUAACACACGCCCAACUAACAUUAGACCUGGGUCAAAUACAGUACAUGUCAAAAAUGCUAUUUUAGUAUGCUUACUUUAGUUUGACAUGCUUCCAUCUCUGUUCUCUGUGCUUUAGUCUAGAGAACUACUCUGCCUUGUGGCUCCGUGUGAUAUUCAUCACAGUGAUAUGAGGAUGUCCUC
This is a messenger RNA of Oncorhynchus masou masou (cherry salmon), 735 nucleotides long. Its product is annotated as cyclic AMP-responsive element-binding protein 5-like. The transcript has 5 exons. The coding region runs from base 89 to 514 and encodes 141 amino acids. Gene Ontology annotation, molecular function: DNA-binding transcription factor activity, RNA polymerase II-specific; cAMP response element binding. The record is from RefSeq and is a predicted model, not a curated record. Lineage: Eukaryota; Metazoa; Chordata; Actinopteri; Salmoniformes; Salmonidae. Gene Ontology annotation, biological process: regulation of transcription by RNA polymerase II.